Molecule: messenger RNA, 1152 nt
Organism: Alternaria ventricosa
Lineage: Eukaryota; Fungi; Ascomycota; Dothideomycetes; Pleosporales; Pleosporaceae
Exons: 3
Coding region: 1-1152 (383 amino acids)
Molecular function (GO): protein binding
Source: RefSeq, a predicted model, not a curated record
AUGCCUCCCUUCCCGAACCCUCCCACCGAGGACUCCAAGUCAGUUCUCUGGUCGCUCCAGUCCUUCACCAUUGGCAAGGAGCAAAAGAUCACCGUCCAUACAAACCUCUUCCUCGAUCGUGCCAACGCUGAGUUUGGCUUCGUCGUAUACGCGUCUGCUAGUAUCGCAUUCGUCCUCCGCUUCCCCGAAACCAAUGAGCCAAUCUACUUCCAAGCCAAGACUGCACGCGCAGCAGCCUGGCGCGACAAGAGCAAGAAAGUGUCAAUCCUCUUCCAGCACCUUCAAGUCGAUCUGGUAUUCGUGGCGCCGGACCAAGCUCGUAGCUUCCUAGAUGUGCUGGAGGAUAUUGCGACGGCGGCUGGCAACCACUUCUUCUACAGCUAUGAAGUCCCUCAGAAGGUCGCCUUCGUCAAGCCCGACUUCGACAUGGAACAGCAGGGCUUCACGAGCCGAGCUCCGCAACCUUGGAUGGCCGUUCCUGCUGACUCUUCUGAGUGGCUUCGCCUCCGGAAGACAGGAGAGUGGUCGGACUUCACCGUUGUCGCAGGGGGUAGUGAUUUCCGCGUCCAUCGCGUCAAGCUUUGCAAAGAGUCAUACUAUUUCAAAGCAGUUUGCAGUGGUGGCUUCGCAGAGACCGCAAAGCAAUCCAUCGAACUCCCAGAGUCAGCACAAGUCAUCUCCAUUCUCCUAGAUGAGAUGUACGGUGUCUACAACACCACCACUGGUUCCAUCUUCACCAACUUCGCGCUUCGCAUGGAAAUUGAGAAGGAACUCAUGAUGAACCAGCUCCUGGACCUUUUCAUCGCCGCGGACAAGUACAACCUCGAGAACAUCAAGCGCCGCGCCGCCGAAGCCAUCAUCGACCGCCUCCCCUUCAUAACCGACCCACUCAUGAUCGUCGACCUGGCUACAUGCAUAUACCACGACCAAUGCCCAGAGAACGACCGCGGACUGCGCAAAGCCAUCAUCGAGUGUGUGAGGAUGAGGAUGCCGGCUAUACUGGAGGAUGAGAGUGCGUGGGAGGAGUUCUCGGAGAACAAGAACGUGCUGAGGGCCUUUCAUGUGUCGCAAUGUGAGGCGGGUGAGGGUGGUGGUAUGAUUGCGGGUGGAGGUGGAGGUGGGAUUAUGACGCCGCCUGCUACGCCUAGGUAG